Messenger RNA from Harpegnathos saltator (Jerdon's jumping ant), 1646 nucleotides. RefSeq names its product myb/SANT-like DNA-binding domain-containing protein 3. The coding region runs from base 529 to 1335 and encodes 268 amino acids. The record is from RefSeq and is a predicted model, not a curated record. The transcript has 5 exons. Lineage: Eukaryota; Metazoa; Arthropoda; Insecta; Hymenoptera; Formicidae.
CCUCUAUAGAAUCUACAUUAUGUAUAACGUCUUUAUAUGUGUAUUGUGCUUCACAUAAAUUGGGAGCAUCCAUCUUGCUCAACAUGUGGGCUACGUUCCGAUAUUCACUGUCAGCAUUGAAAAUCUAUAGCAUAUGUGACACAAACUAUGUAUUUUCAAUACUUGCAGUGAAUAUCGGAACGCAGCCGUGCUUAGGUUCAGCUUACUUUUAGUUCGCUGAACAACAUGGCGACCGCUGAGUAAACAUGUUGAAUCGCUGAGUUCGUUUAGUACCGUUCAGAAGAAAAUUAUAAAACGGUUUUGCAACCGUUUUGUCCUGCUGAAUGCAACCAAUGCUUAUUUACGUUAGGAAAUGUUCGGAAUAUUUCCUAUAGACUAACUAAUAGGAUAAGGGAAUUCUAUAUUCAACGGAAUGCAACAUCAGUUGACAUUAGAUAUUCCCGCCUAAGAACCUUCAGUAUUUAUUAAACUUUCAAGUGUUUUUAAAAAUAAUUUAUUAAAGUGGAUUUAAGUGGUAAGCAAUAUAAAAUGGCCAGUAAAAGUAAGCAUUAUACCCCAGCCGAAAAAAAUCUAUUUUUACAAUUAUUACAAAAGUACAAACAUGUUGUUGAGUGCAAGAAAAAUGACGCGAGCACUCUUCGUGAUAAAGAGGUUGCGUGGAUAAAAAUUUACGAAGAAUUUAAUAACUCUUCAAUAAUUACGCAAGAGAGAAAUAUGCAACAACUAAAAAAACUGUGGACAAAUUUGAAACAAAUACAAAGAGACCUGAUAAUCAAAAAGGGACAAGCAAGAGUUGCUACCAGCGAAGGGGAAGAAAUAUCAGUACAGCUUGAUUCAGAAGUAACAUUAAUUGCACCAAAUUUGACAGAUACAGUUCCAACAUUAUUUUCAUCAAAUAUGAGUGAUGAGGAGAUAAAAAGUGGAACGCGGACAUUACCAAAUAUAAUUAGCAACAUGGAUAUAAUAGUUGAGAACACUGUGGAAAAUGAAAGUGUCGUAGACAAUGGUAAGGAAAAUACCAUACAUGAUUCUAGUUUCAAUGUUUCAACUUUCAAAGAAGUUACAACAGAGGAGUGGAACAUAAGGAAUGAAAACAAACAAACUACAAGAAAACGCAAAUUUGUGGAAACAGAAGACACUUUAAAAAUCAAAAGAAUUAAACAAAUAAUAGAUCAAGAACAUCAAUUAGCAGAAAUGAAAUUGCGACAUGAAAAAAUUAUGUAUGCUAUGAAAGAAACACAUUUAAAAGAAAUUAAUAAAUUAGAAUUAAGAGCAUCAGUAGCAAAAGCCGAACUUGCAGAACUCUUGUUGGAAAAAGAAAAGGAAAGAAAAUAAUCUAAUACUAUAAUUUAUAACACAAUUCAAUUUCCAAAAAAAAAUAAUAGCUGCAGUUGUCAAAUUGGGCGCAAUUAAGGCUAUUUCUGGAUCAAACUGUACUGAUGGUAGUUCUUUUCCUCUACUAGUAUUGUACUAAUCAAUAGCAAUUCUUAUUUGGUUAUAAGGUCUCUUUGUGUUUGCUUCAAAUUUGUCCAAAAUAUUUUUAGUUCUAUACUUUUGUUUUGUUUGUAUUUUCGUAAUUUUCAUAAGAAAUUAUUUUCCGUUGGGGUAUAAUACCUACUUUUAUUUGUUAUCUUAUAAUUUCAUAC